This is a messenger RNA of Condylostylus longicornis, 1868 nucleotides long. Its product is annotated as zinc finger protein 521-like. The transcript has a single exon. The coding region runs from base 132 to 1385 and encodes 417 amino acids. The record is from RefSeq and is a predicted model, not a curated record. NCBI's taxonomy places the organism in Eukaryota, Metazoa, Arthropoda, Insecta, Diptera, Dolichopodidae.
UUUUAUUUGUUUGGCUGGUUCCUUUGGUAGAUUUUAUAUUUGUCAACAAAAAAAAGUGACUAAAUAAAAAUUACCGAAAUAGUAAAUUAAAAAAUUAGUUAAUUUUCUUACUUUUUCUAUAAAAGUUUAAAAUGUCCCUCGCAAAAUUAAAUUUAGAAAAUGUUGUCUUUCAAAUAGUUGGAAAAACAUUAAAAAUAAUAGAUAAUCCAAUACAGUCACCACCGACAUCAAAUUCAACGAAUAUAAAAAAAAAUAAAACAAUUAAUGAAAAUGAUAAAAAAUUUGGUGAAAUUUAUUUAGCUCAAGAUGGUCGGUUUUAUUAUAAUUGUGAAUUUUGCAAUAAUAACUAUUUUUGCAUAAAGUACUUCACCAAACAUUUAAUUGAAGAACAUAAAACUUUAUAUACACAAAAUGCAUCAAUUCAAAUUGUUGAAGAAAUAAAAAUUGAAGAUGAUCAUUUAUAUGCAACUCAAAAUGAAUUGAAUCAGAGUCAAGUAUUGUUAGGAGAUCAAGAUAUGCAAAUGGAAACGGUAAUUUAUGAAGAAGAUUCUGACAAUCAAAAUUAUAUUGAGCAGAUUCAUCGACAACAGCAACAAGAUCAAGAAAAUAUUAUAAAUGAAAAUGAGAACGUCAUAAAUAAUAACAAUACAGCUACCAAUACAACAACAACGACCUAUACUUUUAAGGAUGAUAAUGUAAGAAUAGUGAAUGAUCCAUCAGGUAACACGUAUCGUAUUGAAACCGUUGAAACAGUAAAUAAUCAUCAAGAAACUGAAGAGCAGCUAAGGAAAAAUGCUGGUAGUGUUUUAGUUGCUUUGGAAACUGAACUAUUACAGGAGGAGUACAAUAACGAAACUCAAACUAUUUAUGCAAACGAUUUUGUAGAAGAAACAGAACAACAAGUUUGUUCACAGGGAAUCCGAUCCGUUGAAAAUGAUCCAUUGAAUUUAAAUGACAGUGGGAAAAGAACAUUCUUUGAUGAUUUAUAUGAUUCAUUUGAAUAUAAAAAAUGUAAGUUAUGUAAUGUUAAGACUGGCCAAAUGCUAACACAUUUAAAAUAUAAACACCCCAAUGCCAUUAAAUGUAAUAUAUCAGAUUGUAAUAUGCCAUUUGAUUCCGAGGAAGAAUAUAAUGCACAUAAAGCAGAAUUACAUAUAAAUCCAAAUUUUCCAUUUCAAUGUAAAAGUUGCUCUUAUAAAUGUAAAUAUCGUAGUGGCAUUUUAAAUCAUUAUAAUCGUAUUCAUUUACAAAAACCAAAGUUUCAGUGCAAUUUGUGUGAUAAGAGCUUUUACGCAUAUCAUGUACGAAAAAGACACAUUAAAGAAUGUCACAAUAACGGAAAACUGGUUACGGUUGUGAAAGAAAUAAGGAAUGAUAGUUUUUAAAUACAUAAAAUAUAUAAAAAAAAACAUAAUUAUUGUCACACUUAAUGUAAUAUUUAAUAUUUAAGAAUAAAUUCUAUCUAAAAUUCACGUAUGUAAUAAUCUAAGUCAAUUUUGUUGAAAAUUAGAAAUUAAAAUAAUAACUAUAGAUAAAAAUAUAAAAGAAUUACAAUUUUGUUUAUAUUAUAAAGUAAUAGUGUAAUAUUUUAAUAUUUGCAACAUUUGCAGAAUUAUCUCUAAAAUUAUUAUUAUGUAUUUAAUUACAUUUCUAUUUAAAAUUAUAUAUAAGUUGUAAGUAAAGUAUGUAGGAGUACCAUUGUCUCGCUUCCGUAUGAAAGUUUUCCUUAAGUCAUUAAUUGUUUAAGAAAGGAUUUAAAUAAAAAAAAUGCUGGCAUAAUUUAAGAUUGAUUUUUCGAUGUACGUAUUUUUAACAAUGUUUUUUUUUUUAAAUAAAAUAAUAAAAAUUGGCAGAAUACUUUUAUUUUA